Mesoplodon densirostris (Blainville's beaked whale) is the source of this 9562-nucleotide messenger RNA. It is a transcript of the gene LSM14A, whose product is annotated as LSM14A mRNA processing body assembly factor. Gene Ontology annotation, molecular function: mRNA binding. Gene Ontology annotation, biological process: P-body assembly; cytoplasmic stress granule assembly. The transcript has 12 exons. The record is from RefSeq and is a predicted model, not a curated record. Lineage: Eukaryota; Metazoa; Chordata; Mammalia; Artiodactyla; Ziphiidae. Gene Ontology annotation, cellular component: P-body. The coding region runs from base 208 to 1716 and encodes 502 amino acids.
GCCGCCGCAGCCGCCGCCGCCGCAGCCGCUGCGCCGCGGCUUGAGGGCGGGAGGCUGGGGGAGGGUAGCGGAGCCGGCGCUGCCGCCAUGUUGGGUCUGAGGCGGCUGCUGUAGGCGCCUACGGAGCAAGCGGGCGUGCGGAGCGGCCACAGCGGCGCGGGAUCCGCCUCUCUGCGAGCGGCCGGGAGCGGCGGCGGCGCCGGCGCCAUGAGCGGGGGCACCCCUUACAUCGGCAGCAAGAUCAGCCUUAUCUCCAAGGCGGAGAUCCGCUACGAGGGCAUCCUCUACACUAUCGACACCGAGAACUCUACCGUAGCUCUCGCCAAAGUUCGGUCCUUUGGUACAGAAGACAGACCAACAGAUCGUCCAAUACCACCUCGAGAUGAAGUCUUUGAAUACAUUAUAUUCCGUGGGAGUGAUAUUAAAGACCUCACUGUUUGUGAGCCACCAAAACCACAAUGUUCUUUGCCUCAGGACCCAGCUAUCGUUCAGUCUUCACUAGGCUCAUCUACUUCUUCAUUCCAGUCAGUGGGCUCCUAUGGACCUUUCGGCAGGAUGCCAACAUACAGUCAGUUCAGUCCAAGUUCAUUAGUCGGGCAGCAGUUUGGGGCUGUUGGUGUUGCUGGAAGCUCCUUGACAUCCUUUGGAACAGAAGCAUCAAACAGCAGUGCCCUAUCCCAAAGUAGUGCAGUUGGUUCUGCCUUUACACAGGAUACAAGAUCUCUAAAAACACAGUUAUCUCAAGGUCGUUCAAGCCCUCAGUUAGACCCUUUGAGAAAAAGCCCAACCAUGGAACAAGCAGUGCAGACAGCCUCGGCCCACUUACCUGCUCCGGCACCUGUUGGGAGAAGGAGCCCUGUAUCAUCAACCAGGCCUUUACCAUCAACCAGCCAAAAAGCAAUAGAGAAUCAAGAGCACAGGCGAGCUGAAGUACACAAGGUUUCAAGACCAGAAAAUGAGCAACUCAGAAAUGACAGCAAGAGACAAAUAGUUCCAGGUGCUCCUUCAGCUCCAAGGAGAGGGCGUGGGGGUCAUCGAGGUGGCAGGGGAAGAUUUGGUAUUCGACGAGAUGGUCCAAUGAAAUUUGAGAAAGACUUUGACUUUGAAAGUGCAAAUGCACAAUUUAACAAGGAGGAAAUCGACAGAGAGUUUCAUAAUAAACUUAAAUUGAAAGAAGAUAAACUUGAGAAACAGGAGAAGCCUGUAAAUGGUGAAGAUAAAGGAGACUCAGGAGUUGAUACCCAAAACAGUGAAGGAAAUGCAGAUGAAGAAGAUCCACUUGGACCUAACUGCUAUUAUGACAAAACUAAAUCUUUCUUUGAUAAUAUUUCUUGUGAUGAUAAUAGAGAACGGAGACCAACCUGGGCUGAAGAAAGAAGAUUAAAUGCAGAAACAUUUGGAAUCCCACUUCGUCCAAACCGUGGCCGUGGAGGGUACAGAGGCAGGGGAGGUCUUGGCUUCCGUGGUGGCCGAGGACGUGGUAGUGGCCGAGGUGGUAACUUUGCCACUCCUCGAGGAUUUCGUGGUGGAUUCAGAGGAGGUCGUGGGGGCAGGGAGUUUGCAGAUUUCGAAUAUAGGGCAUAUCAGCUACCUGUUGAAGAACCUAUGGCAACUCCUGUUGAAGACCACAUUGAGUCAGCUUGGUUUGAGAAAAAAACACCUAUCUCAGCAUGGAGCCAUAGUGGGCUUGAAAAAGACAACAAAGUUGCUGCAUAGUCUGCAAACAAGUCUUUGAAAAUAGAUGGAUUUUUAGCUCUUCGUGGUCCUGAGAAUUGGUUUCAGUCUUUGAGAAGAAUGAAAAAGUGAAUUUGCUGUAUAUUUGUCACCAGCACUGGGUUUUUGUUUGUUUGUUUGUUUGUUUUUCUGCUUAAUUUCAAAGAUACAAUACAGUUAAUUUUGGGGGUGGGAGGGAAGGCUCAUCUUAAUAAAUGAGCAUUAAAUAUAUUUGGAAUAGCAGAAGGUUAAGUAAUUUCUUAUGUAUAGUUAAACUAAAGCAGUACUCCAGUGGAACUUAUAAGUAUUUUUUCAUCACUGAAAGGAUUUUUCUUAUCACUAAAUUGUAUUUGGCAAUUAUUGUGAGUUGCCUGCAGAUAGGACUGUGAUACUGUUUUGAGCCACAGAAGGAAGGGUCUGUGUGUCUAUGUUUCUGUGUAUCUGUAUCUUUCUUUUUCUUUCUUUCUUUCUUUCUUUCUUUUUUUUGGAAAUCCUGUAAUAACCCUUCUGAGGUAGCUUAUUUCGUCAAUUAAUUAGGGUGCUGGAUGGUAGAGAAUUUUGUCAGUCAACUAUGUACACACAGUAAAUACUGUUUCUUAGGCAAAGGUAACUUUUUUAUAUAGUUGUAAAAUUCCAUUAUAUUCCAUUGCCAAAGAAACAUUAAGAACUUUGUAUAGCUGUAUAAAAAGCAACUAAUUUUUUAAAGAAUAAACAUUUUAAAGUCAGCAAACAUACUGUGUCCUUGCAGAAGUUGAUGUGCUGAGGAGCAGAGGUAUGGGUGGGUCUUUUUUUCAUAGCUUUUCAGGCUUAAGAUUGUUGAUUUUGAUUUUUUUUUUAAAUGCUUGGAACGUAAAUGAAGAUUUUGAUACAUUCUUUCAUUAUCUAAAAAGGGUAAAUUACUUAUGUUCAUUGUAAGAACUUUAUUUUGUAGUAAAUGGCAUAUCACAGGACUUAUCCACAAAUAAAUAUUUUCAGCAUACAAAUGUAAAUAAUCAUAGAUAAGAAUGUACUUAGAUGAUUUUCAAAUAAAUAACCCCCCCCCCUUUUUUAAGACAAUAAAACUAGGUGUCAGGGCUUCCCUGGUGGCGCAGUGGUUGAGAGUCCACCUGCCAAUGCAGGGGACAUGGGUUCGUGCCCCGGUCCAGGAAGAUCCCACAUGCCGCGGAGCAGCUGGGCCCGUGAGCCAUGGCCGCUGAGCCUGCGCAUCCGGAGCCUGUGCUCCGCAAUGGGAGAGGCCACAACAGUGAGAGGCCCUGGUACCGCAGGAAAAAAAAAAAAGAAAGAAAAAACUAGGUGUCAAUUAACCUGUUCUUCCUGAUAUUCCUGGAAUUUUGUUGUGAUACCUUGACUCUUUCCAUUAUAUUUCAAGAGGAUUCAGAGUGUUAGAAAUUAUUUUGGCAACCUAUAAAAUAUCAUAACACUGGUCCUUAGGCCUGUGACCCACAAAUGACUCAGUAUAGAGUUCAUUGCUAAAAUUAUUAGUAAAUCUUUUUGAUGUUUUAAGCUAUAGUGGAAAAAGAAAUCUGGCCACUUUGUGUUUUUAUGAAGGCAGUGGAAUAAAGAGAUCCAAAGAUUAAAUAUUUUUAUCUAUUUUGAUUUUUGUUAACUUUCUCCUUAAAAUAUUCAGUAGUGAUAAAGAUAUGGAAAAUUGCACUGUAGGAGAAUUGGAGUAUAUAAAGGUGGUUGAUAUUUUUCAUUUUAAUUUUAUAUCUUUUGUGUAGCUCUACAAGAAAAUGUUUUGUAAUUUGGUUUCAUUAUUAAGGUCCAGUACUUGGUAGCCAUAGUUUAGAUAAUAUUGUUUAAUACUGUUUGCUUGCAUGUUAACAACAAAAUCUUUUGGAGGACCCAUAAAUCAUGGCAUUGAACACAUUUCUGAGGCAUUCUGAGCAUCAAAGCAAGUGCUAUGGCAAUACCUGUGUAGACUAUUAGAGAUGUCCUGGGCUGAUUUGAAAAAAAAAAAAAAGAAAGAAAACUGUAAAUACCAAUUCUACACGCUCUGAAAAUAUGAAUUCAUGCAUUUUCCAAGCCCUCUGCGUCAUUGACUAGGGCAUUUGGUACCCCAGUAAUAACCGGCAGCAUGACAUACCUGCAGUGCACCUUACAAUAUUAAAAGGGUUUUUAUUCUAAGACAGAAUAAAACUGUUCAAUAAAAAAUGUUCGUCAAAGUUCUUUCUCUUUAAACACUAAUAUUUUCUUACAGUAGAAAGAAGUAUAGUGAAGGGCAUCUUUAACAUGUAAGAAUGGAAUUAUGGUCAUGUUUAUAGUCCCUAAAAUAGCUAAAUUAAUUUCUCUUUUCCUAGGAUUUAUACAGUGUUGUGUUUAAAGCUGGAAGCCCUUUCUCCCCCUCCUAGAGUACAGACAGCUCCUGAGUUACAAUCCAUGACAUGAGGAGACUAAGCCAUCCAGGCACAGGCCAAGCUGGAAACCUUAGGCUAGAAUGCACCCUCUGUGGGCAAGCAGAUGCAAAAGGCAAAAAAGGGAAGGGCUGAUUCCACUGAAACUUGUCUUUGGAUAGACCAUUUCUCUUUCCAGAAGCACGACUUAAUGUGAGGGGUAGGGAGAGUGGUCAGGCAUGUUAAUUCAGCUCAAUGGAUCUUAAUCAGGGGUGAACUGACAUCCAGGGAGCAUUUAGGAAUGAGAAAGCAGGUGUUUUGGUUAUCACAAUGACUCAGGGACCACCACUGGCAUUUAAGAGUAAGGGCCAGGAUGGUAAAUGUUCUGUGCUAUGCUAGACAGUGCCAUAAUUGAUUAUCCAGCCCAAAGUGCAGCAGUGACCCUUCCACUUUGAGAAAUACUGACUAAAGUCCCUCUACGUGGAAAGACAAUGAGUGGGGAAUUAAUUUUUCCCCAAAAAUUUUUAAUAAAAACUUUACUAAAGAAUCUUUACAUGGUACAUAAAAGGAAAAGGACCUUACUUGCAGGAGUACUGUCAACAUUUUGGAAACUCAUUAUCACAUAGGAAUUACCAUUUCAUCCUGUUCUCUGUCAGUAGUUCAUAAAUCUCAUACCAGAAGCACCUGAGGAGCAUUUUUUAAAGUACAAAUUCCCAUGCCCCACACUUGGAGUCCGAUUCUGAAGUUCUGCAGUGAAACCUGGGACUCUGCCUAAGUCCCACAGGUAGUUCUGAUCAGCCAGGUUUAGAAAGCCAAUUUUAAAACAUCACAGCUGACUCAUCUAAUCUAGCCCCCCUCCUUGUAAGGGCCCUGGUGAUGUUUCCAUGUUGAACUAUUUUACCAUUUCUCUGUCCUUCCAAAUUCAGUAUAUCUAAGUUGUGACUCCAGCAUGAAGAGUGGGAAAGAACUAAAUGGAACAGGGGUGCAUUUCUGCAGGAUAGAAUCUAAGGGGAAACAGGAAAAUUGCGACUUGUUUCCUCUAGGGUUUGGCUGCUUUGAGUACCGAGGCUCUGUUCCUAGCAUAUAGGAAAUGAAUGUGUGGUGUUUCUGUGUCUCAAUUUUACAUAGUUUUUGUCCCUGUCUCCAUAGGUUGUCAGUCUAAAAGAAAAGCUGCUCUUUCUGCCCAGCCCUGUGGUAAUAGCUCACAUCUAAUCGUGUCUGGAUUCAUUGUUACAGGAUGCCCCUGCCCUAUUAGUUCAGAGACUAUAAGCUGGUUUAAGUAGUGACAGUGGGGAGAGUGUCACAGAAUAAAGUAAUGAAGGUGAGUGAGCUCUUAGAGGAGCUCAGAUGUCAACCACUUUGCUUAGUUUACCUACUUUGACUGUGAUUUUAAAAGAUGACAAGUAUGAGUACAAUUGGAAUCAAACUUAAGGAAGUAAAGUAGCACCAUUAAUCUCUGAAUCUGGGUGUGCUUAAUGGGGAUUUGCUCAGAGCAGGCUGCCUUAGCUUCUCCCAGUAUAGAGACACUGAGACAACUUCUUGGCAUAGGAGCUAGUCAGGUGAGGGAAGUAAGGGAGAGUGUCGCUUUGAGCAGCAGAGACUUGGAGGCCAGCAGCAGCCAGUCAGUCAGCUAGUGUGUACACUGGGAAGCUAAAGAUGCAGGUCCCAGGCCCUGCUGUUGUGGGGGUCAAACCAACCUCCUGAGGAGGAGUGACGCAGAAGUUUUUAUCCUGUUUUUCAAAGCCAGGGUUAGUAAAAGCGAGCUUGUGGUUUUUGAGACAGUUUGAAAUCUGGCUCCAAGAGCACAUGAUGAGACUAUGAAUCAAAUGUGGUUUCUGUUCUCAGUGAUGGUGCCAAGCUGUGCCCGUUACAUGGGUGUUCUUUAAAUUCCAGUUCUGUUCGUAUUUCAACAGACUUGGCUGACUGAUAAAAAUGUUUUCACGUUUAGCUCAUAAACAUAUCAAAAUCAACCUGAAUCUGAUUCUAGUUCAUAAUGAAUGUUGAUUUUUAGGGAAAUGCUUUAAAAUGCACUGGUGUCUGUAUUGUGGUUUAUAAAAAAACAAAGCAGCUCUGUGAGGCCAAAGCAUAUUUCAGUUUAAUAAUAAGGCUUUCAUAGAGUGACUCAUAGUUUAGGUGCAGAGAAACAACUGAGAGCGGCCAGCAAGGAGCUCGUGGCCCAGAAAGUCUUGCCUUUGCCUCUAUAAACUUGAAGAGCAGCCUGGGAGUGGAAGAGCAGAGAGCCAAGAAUGCCAGUUUGAGGAAGUGUGAGAAGCCUGGGCCAAGGCAAGAUUGUAAUGAAUUCCAGUGAACGGUUUACAGUCAUCCCAGUACAGAGAACAGGAACAUGUUUACUAGAUGUCUGGAGUGUGCUUCUGUUAUCCUGGUACUCACUUAAUCUUUAUAAUCCUUGGGUGCUGGCCUCACACAGGAUUGUUGAUGAGAAUGCAAAUCCCAACAUUGCAGUUCAGGAUUUUGCUUGUGCUGAAAUUGUUUUGUAAAUUUCUUUUACUGGGUUAGUUGGGUGACAGUUAUCCCUUACUCCAUUCCCCAGUGUUUAACAGCAUUUCUUUUGUCCCAGAAUGGGUUUUGGAGCUUUGCAGAUUUCAGUUUACAGAGGAGUGAGGUAUAGUUUCAUUUUUGUAGAAGUAAUACACUGUAAAAAGGAUAUGGGCAGGAUGGAAGAUGGUUUUUUUUAAAUAGAUAAAUAAAAGAGGAAAGAAAAUCUACCAUCCCACCAUUCAGGGCUAACCAUUGGUAACACCAUUUGGCUAUAUAUUCAACCUGGCGUUGUUCUGUACAGGCAUGUGCUUUUCAGCAAAAAUCGAUUCAUAGUGUACGUACUGUUGUAAAACUUGCUUUUUUCACUUUGUGUAUUGAGUAGCACUGUUUUGUUUUAAAGUAUGAUUAUGCACACACAAAAGCACACAUAUCAUGAUUACCUAUGUAAACAGUACCCAGAAGCCCCCUUAAAACUCCCUUCCAGUAGACCCCACCCCCUCAAGGGUAAGCACUAUCCUGACUUCUAACAGCUUAGAUUGCUUUUGCUUGCGUUUGUUCUUUACAUGAAUGGAAUUACACAGCAUAUAUGCUUUUGUACUUAGCUUCUUUGCUCAACAUUGUGUUUGUGAGAUUCAUCCAUAUUGUUGCAUUUGGCUGUGGACCGUUCGUUUUUGUUGCAGUAUGGUAUUCCAUUGUGUUAACAGACCAUGAUUUAUCCAUUCUGCUGUUGAUACCGCAUUUGCAUCAUUUCUAGCUUUUGGCUGUUAAAAUAAUGCUGGCACAGUUUUUUCCUCCACAAGAGAAGCUGAAGUUAGAGUGGGUAAGAGGAACACUGACUUAUACCUCUUAAGGACUUUGAAUAUUGUGAAAGAUAGUAGUGCCCAGCUAUGGUGCUGCUCCACACUAGUGUGCUACUGCAAGGAAUUUGUAACUAAGAAAAAAAUACUAGCAAACCAUGAUGUGCUAUAGAUGUAGACAUAGGUGUGUAUGUUAGAGCAGAUGCAGGGUUAAUCCUCCUCUGUGGGCCUAGCCUUUUCCCUAAGGACGCUGCUCCACCUACCACCCUUCCCAGUGGCAGCACUGGAGUAUUUCUUGCCCUACAAACUAUGUUCAGGAGGUAGACUUGGUGUCCUUGGUCCCUGCCUUUCUGGUAAAACCCCUACUUACUCCAUUCAGGCUUAUGUGAUCCUCUCACUCUCCUGGUUACCUGAUUACUCCCAUCUUAAAAAAAUUAUUCCUGCCUUUCUCUUCCUCUAUACCUCCAUCCUUCCAUAUGACUUCAUCUGUGUGGCUUACCCAUCUGUGUUGGGAGUCCCCAAGAUAAUCAUACUCAUGGCGAUGAUUCUUACAGCAAAAAGAUGCAACGCAAAAUUGAGCAAAGGAAAGGGUGUGUGGGCGAAAUCUAGAGCAAACCAGGCUCAGACUUUCAGAGGGGACUUUGAAAGUGGUGUCACAGAGUAUGUACUUCAUUCCCCCAGCAAAGAAUUGUUCCAACAUAUGUGGAAUGUUGUCUCCCAGGACAACAAGCUCAUCAGCAACUGAGGGCCCAGGGUUUUGAUCGGGGUCUGGUUAUUUAGGCAUCUUCUGCGUGGCACAUACUAAAAUCCCAGACUCCCAGAAGUAAAGCACAAAUACACAUCAUUGACUGUGCAGUUUAGGCGCAGUGAGCCACCCUUAUCAGUUUUGGGAAUGAUGGAAACCCUCCUCAAACCCUAGUUUUCAGAUGUCAGCCAAGGGCCAAACUUCUUAGCAGUCUUUUUAAAGGAUAGGAGUCAGGCCUGCUGUGUUAACUUUCCUGGACCCAUCCUACACCCUGGCCCCUGUUCCUUUCCCUGUGACCUUUUCUUCUCACCUCCUCCCACCCAAACCUGUAGACACACCUGGACCUUGUCUGUCAACCUCAACUGCAUCAUCUCUGAAUCAUGGAUUUAGACACCCUACGCUUUGAUCUUCCAACUGGCUUGCUCAAGAAAUAAUAAGUACAUACACACAUAGAGUGACCUAACCACUCCUUUGCUCAGUAACUGCGUUUAGCUUGGUGCAGACCUCCAGGUCAGGAAUCUUUCUACUUUGGAUUCAUUAGCUUCCAUCUUUCUUCUACUUUCCCUACCACCAUCUCCAACCAGCCUAGACUCCUUGAACUAUCAUUAUCUUACAAAUAACCUUAAACUCCCUUGCACCUCUUUUGAGCUUUUUGUGCUCUUGCCUAGAGAAACUUCAACCCUGAAAGCAUCCAACCACCCACAUGUUCAGUAUUCACUCAGAGGGGUUGUGUCCUGCGGAAGAGAAUCACAAUUGAAUACAUUAGUACCACUGUAGAUCUGAUUACUGCUCUCUCCUGGCCCUCAGCAUUGCCAGCAAAACUUAGUACUUUUCUGUAAUCACCUCUCUGUAGUCAGCAAAUGGCCCUGCUAUCCAUUUCAAAGAGAACUAGAAGACAGUGGAUGGAAACUGCCUCAGGUACUCACCACACUCUAACAUAUGCAUCCAGCCUUUUCCUGGCUGUCCUUUAAAAACAGAAAAGAUCACGUAGCAAAAAACUGCUUGUGCUCUGGCUCCCUAACUCCCACCAUUCCCGUUACUGAAUUACCUCUUUCUCUGUGUCUUCAACUUCUUCCUUGAUAAAGGAUCCUUUCCAUUCGCAUUUAAUUAUAAUGCUAGCAUAUUAUAUAGCAUAUUAAUGUGUUAGUAUUCAUAUAUUUAUAUAUACAGGUGUAACUUGGAGAUAUUGUGGGUUUAGAUCCAGACCCCAGUAAAGCAAAUAUCACAAUAAAGUGAGUCACAUGAAUUUUUUUCUUUCCUAGUAUAUAUAAAGUUAGAUUUACACUGUACUUUUGUCUAUUAAAUGUGCAAUAAUAGCAUUAUGCCUAAAAAACAAUGUAUGUACCUUUAUUUUAAAAUAAUGCUGUUGGGAAAAUGGUGCCGAUAGACUUGCUUGAUGCAGGGUUGCCACAGAACUUCCCAUUUGUAAAAAAUGCAAUAUCUGCAAAGCACAAUAAAACGAAGUAUGCCUAUAA